Messenger RNA from Schistocerca americana (American grasshopper), 1830 nucleotides. Its product is annotated as piggyBac transposable element-derived protein 4-like. The record is from RefSeq and is a predicted model, not a curated record. Lineage: Eukaryota; Metazoa; Arthropoda; Insecta; Orthoptera; Acrididae. The transcript has 4 exons. The coding region runs from base 1 to 1830 and encodes 609 amino acids.
AUGUUUCGGCGCGGUUUAUCAGACGCAGAAAUUGCGGAUUUGAUCAAUCAUAGCGACACUCUGGAUAAUGUAGAGAGUGAUUCAGACGAUUCUGAAUGCAAUGGUGUGUUUGAAGAAGACGAGAUUGAUGACAGUUUGUCUUCAGAUGAAGACGAGAAUGAUGUUGAAGGUGUUGCUUCAAAUCCAGCAGCUGUGCCGUAUCCGAAAGACAGUGAGUGGACUGCAGUUGACACCUACCGACCUCUGCCUGUCAACACGACACCCAGGCAGAUACUAGUGGAUAUUGAUGAGUCGAGUUCUGUACUGGAUUGCAGUAAAGUGUUCCUUACUGACAGUGACGUAAAUGAACUCAAGAGACAGACAAAUUUGUAUGCAUCACAGACAAUACAGAAGAAAAGAAGAGGAAAUAAUCUGAAGCCCCAUUCAGUUUUGAGUUCGUGGAAGCCAGUGACUAUAAGUGAGAUGAGGCGUUUCUUGGGUAUUAUUUUCCACAUGUGUGUUUCGAAAAAGCCCAAAAUUGCGGACCAUUGGAGCACUAAUCCUGUUCUUAGUUGUAACUUUUGUCCCCAUGUCAUGAGCCGUUUGCGUUUCACUCAGAUACUGUCAUGCUUGCAUCUUGUUGACAAUUCAAAUCAGAAAAAACCAGGCGAAGAUGGAUUUCAUCCACUUUACAAAGUUUUGCCAUAUUAUAAUAAUUUGAAGGAGCGAUGUAUCCAGGCAUAUCGUCCCUCAGAAAAAGUGACAAUUGAUGAAGGAAUUUGCCCAUUUCGAGGUCGUGUGAGUUUCCGUGUUUACAUGCAAAAUAAGCCUCAUAAGUAUGGACUGAAAGUAUAUGCUGUUGCUGAAGCCAGUAGUGGCUAUGUUGUAAAUUUUGAAGUUUAUGCUGGUAAGCAUAUUGUUGACAAUUCUUCGUCUGCGGUUAUUUUGCGAUUGUUGUCUGACAGCAGCUUGCUGAACAAAGGCCACACUGUGUAUUUAGAUCGAUUUUAUUCCAGUCCAGAGCUAUUUCAGCAACUGGCAGAGAAAGGCACUGGAGCUGUUGGUACUGUGAACAAAUCCAGGAAAGGAUUGCCUAAAGAUUUAGUAUCUGCUAAGCUGAAAAAGGGCGAAAUGUCUUUUCGGCGUAAAGAUAAUGUAUUGGCAAUGAAGUGGAAAGAUAAGAGAGAUGUGUAUACAUUGUCUACAAGGCAUCAAGCAACAUUUGGUACGCAUACUAAGAGAAAUGGGUCUGUAGUAUUGAAACCACUUCAGGUACUUGAUUACAACCUCAAUAAAAUUGGAGUGGAUAUUGGAGACCAACGCCUGCAGUACAAUCCGUUCCAGCACAGAACUGUGAAAUGGUGGCGAAAAUUAUAUUUCCAUUUGCUGCUUAUGGGAGUAUCAAAUGCAUUUUGGCUGUACAAUGCAGUGCACAGGAAGAAAAUUACAAUAACAGACUUUAUAACAGUGCUUGCAGUUCAGCUUGUUGAAGACGACACACUUGAAUUCAUUCCAAGAAAUGAAGGAACUACAUUUACCAGUGGUAAAGAUGAAAUUGGGUUGAUUGUACUUGGUUCUGACAAGACACAGAAUCCACUUGGUUACCCAAAUGUGAGUGUGGAAUUUCCUCUUGCACUGCCUACAUGGCAGAUGAUAUCCUUUGUGGAGAAAGCUUUACAUGAAAGUGAAAUAAAAACAGAUUGGAUAGAUGGUGUUGUUGUUGGCAUGCAAGUCUUGAAAGAUGAGCUAGAGUGCCUUGAAGAAAAUAAAAGAUCUCGAAAGUGUCUUAAUGACAACCGAUGGCCUCAUGUUGACAAGACAGCUGGUUGCCUUGCAGAGGGCAGGGCUUGA